Messenger RNA from Apis dorsata (giant honeybee), 3487 nucleotides. RefSeq names its product insulin-like growth factor-binding protein complex acid labile subunit (gene ltl). The coding region runs from base 225 to 2132 and encodes 635 amino acids. The transcript is spliced from 8 exons. Gene Ontology annotation, molecular function: protein binding. The record is from RefSeq and is a predicted model, not a curated record. NCBI's taxonomy places the organism in Eukaryota, Metazoa, Arthropoda, Insecta, Hymenoptera, Apidae.
UAUAUCAAUAAUAAGAGGCGGUGUGAGUGUGGAAUAUAUAGGGUAGUGACAGAGACAGAUACAGACACAGGUGGGCAAGGAUCGGUAGAAGGUGGUUGGUAUCAAGGGGGUGCGCAUGGUCCCUGCGGAGCGGGGAAGGAUCACCUCUGUCGACGAGCGCGGACCUUUCUACUGGCCCGUUUGGAUGGUGAUCAGCGUGGCCGUGUUUUGACACUCGAACCACCAUGUCAGGGCUGCUUUACACGCUUUUAGGGUUGGCGGCUAGCACGAGCCUCCAUUGUGCCGUUCGCCGCGAGAUAAGCCCGUGCACCUGCCGACAGGAAGAGUUCUCCAGUUCCGUUAUCAACCCGGGCCAGUCUGCCGCUGCUGCAGCGGCUGCCGCGGUCGCUACUGCAACCGUUAACAACGCCGGCCACCAUGGAGGCCAUGGAGAACGGAUCGAGGUCGUGUGCGAGAAAAUGGACUCUUUCGAGCAAGUGGCAGGGGCGUUAAGGGGCAAAUUCACCGCUGAACAACAGAUUACCUUACGUGUCGCGCAUUCGAAUCUCAGGGAUAUAUCGCGGCACGAUUUUAAAGAGCUGCGGAUGUCCAUCACGAAACUCGAGUUGAAUCACGAUCGACUAGGGUUCGUAGAUGGUGAAGUUUUUGCGGGGUUGGGAAGAACGCAAUAUCUUAGUCUCGCGGAUAACGAAGUACCGUCGAUACCAAGACAUAUUCUGUCUCAUCUAUCUUUACUGAGGACCCUAGAUCUCAGCAGAAAUCGGAUAAAUCGUAUAGACUCGGAUGACUUUAAGUACAAUCCGACAUUACAACAUCUUCUUCUGGCCGGAAAUGCAAUUUCAGAAAUGGUGCCAGGCUCGUUACCACCGUUAGUGAAGCACUUACACGUUGGCCGCAAUCAUUUACAAAGCCUGAAUCGAACCUUACGAGAUUUGAAUCAGUUGGAGUGGUUGCUAAUUAACGCCAACGAGCUCUCGUCUCUGGAUGGCGAGCUACCGUCUUCUGGCCAUAAUCUGAAGAUGCUCUACGCCGUGGACAAUAAAUUAACUCACUUGCCGGUGGAAUUUCGUUACCUGCAUCGUUUGGAAAGUUUGUAUCUUCAACACAAUAAGAUUCGCAGUUUGGAUGGUACGCUACAAAAGGCACGUCGACUGAAAUUUCUCGAACUUUCGCACAACGAUCUGCAAGAGUUAACGGAAGAGGAUUUCAUAGAAGCUGAAAUGUUAGAGGAUUUAGAGCUUGGGCACAAUUCUUUAAAAUCGUUGGAUAGCGCGGGUGAUAAUGGCGACGGAAAUGGGGGCAACAGUGUCCUUUACCCUCUUAGAUCGCUCAAGUGUUUAAAUUUGACGCACAACGAGCUUCGUGAAUUUUCAUUCACGUCACUUCGUGGUCUGCGCGAGUUACGAAUGCUUGAUCUCUCGAACAACAGAAUCGCGCGGCUCCAUAGAGGAAGAACGCCAUCAGAGAAUUUAGUGGAAGAGGAAGGAGAUGAAACGGCAGGCGGAAAUAUUCAAGAUAUGCGACUUCAGCAUAACGAGCUACGAAGCUUGGAUGGUUCCUUGUUUCUUGGAAUGAAGGAAUUGCAGAGGUUGAAUCUAAGUCAUAAUGCUUUAGGACCAACAAUUGGUCAACGCGAUCUACGAGGUCUCGAUGGUCUAAAAGUACUCGAUCUUUCUCAUAAUGAGCUUACCACUCUUGAAGAUACAUCAGAGACGUGGCUUCCUUCUCUAGAAGAACUGAAUGCAUCACAUAAUCGUUUAGUAACGUUAUCCGAAAGAGACUUUCGUGGAUUUCCCGUUCUUUGCUGGGCAGACGUGAGCGCGAAUCGGAUACGUAUUCUGAUGCCGGAACUCGUGGCAAAUACACGGUGUACUGUUCACGGAGUGCCAGAUGUGCUUCGUAUAUAUCUGCAAGAUAAUCCGGUGUUGUGUGAUCCUGGACUCGCAGACCUGACCGUGGCUUUCGAAGUUAAUCACGCGAAAGUUUAUGGUGUUGCCAAUAAUUGUCCGACUACCGUGGCGACUCCUACCGAACAAACGUCGCCACUUCCGCCAUUACCACCGACGCUGUUGUUAGCUGCCGCGGCAGCUGCUUCCGGAGGAAAUGUUUCUUUCGCCGCGACACUUGAGUAGUUCAUUAUAAAAUAGAAUAAGAAUUCUAAGAUGUGAUCAAUCGAUAGAGAAAAUUUGAAUGAAAACGAAGAAAAACGAAGGAUCGAGAAGAAGAAUUUUUUGAUUCACAGUUAUUCGUUUGUGUGAAGCUAUGCAAUAUCUACACACGAAUAGACACACGUGAGAAAUGAUAAUAUUAAAAGUUUGUUUUAUUGGUAUUCAUUGUGAUAAACUAAAAGUGUGUGGAAAUGGGCGGUGUAAAUCUUGGUGUAACCUCGUUCCCCUUCACGUUCGACAGGCGUUUUAGUUCGUUUAAUCUAAUCCGCUUGCGUGAAUUUCUUGGAAGCAUGCAAAUGAAAAAAAAAACGUUGUAUAAUAAUAAUAAUAGAAUAAUAUAUACAUACACACAUAUAUAUACAAACAGACAUUCAUUAACAUCAUGACAUCAUAAAAAAUUUCAUAUGCGAUUAAUCUCAUAAUCGACAACUGACAAUCGUUCGCGAUCAGACGUCGGUCUCUAAUCGAUAGAUGUGUUACUACAUUUGUUAUAUGUAGUUAUUAAGUAACGAGAAAUAUAUAUUUAUUUUAGUGAAUUUUAAUCACAUAUCAUAUAGUUCGCACAGAAUAAUUCCCCAUGUGUUCGAUAUAAAAAAAAAAACAUUAUAUACUCGCUUAAAGAACAACGAGAUCAUUCUUAUCGAGAAACAAUUUAUUAACGUUUCUAUUUUUUAAUUAUAAUUAUUAAUAUGACAUUAUUACGUUGUAAAUAGUUAUUAAUUUCGUUACUUCUUAUACAUCCUAUUAACACUAGAGCUCGACGUUUUUUCGAAUGUUUCAUUUCGAAUUCCAAUUUGCAUCUAUUGUUUAAAAAUUUCAUCUACUUUUUCAUCUUUUAAUAUAUUAAAAUAAUUAUAUAUGUAUGUAGUAUAAAAAAAAAAAUAAGUAUGUAGUAUAAAAAAACUGCGCUAUAGAAAUGAUAUAAAUAAUUAAUAAGAGUACUCAAAGCUCUCGAGAUCGAUUAAGAAAUUAAUCUUUUAAUUGAACUCGAAAUCAUUAUUAAUCAUCCAUACUUCAAAGUAUUAUCCAUAACGCUUAUGUGACGUACUAUGUAUCAUGAUUUUUCGUGUUGCUUUAGAUUAUUCAUUAAUGACGUCGGUUAAUAUGUCUAAUAUCUAGUGUACAAUUAUAUUGUGUAAGAUAAUAUAUAGAAUUUCCAGAAUAAUAUUUGCACAUUUAUAUUAUAUUAUAUUAUAUUAUAUUAUAUUAUAUUAAUAAUGAAUUUUUAAAUUAAAUAUAUUAGAUAAAAAUUUGUGCACAGGUAUUAAUCGUAUCAAAACCGAUAGACAACGUGAAUACGGCUAGUAUAUAUCAUAAUA